Penicillium brasilianum is the source of this 1869-nucleotide messenger RNA. The record is from the annotation of a GenBank genome assembly. NCBI's taxonomy places the organism in Eukaryota, Fungi, Ascomycota, Eurotiomycetes, Eurotiales, Aspergillaceae.
GUCCCAAAAUGGACGCCGACAUGGCCAUAAAAAUAAAUCCCAAAAUGGAAGUUCGUAAGUUACAAAGAGUCGCUCAUGCCCACAACCUUGCCCCUUGUGGUCCAGCGCCUAAAGAUACGUCGCCGCUACCCUCAUCUUGCACAAUCCGCACCUCAAAUGGAGCCGAAUCCCCACAGAAACCCCUCCACCACGUUCGCCUCGAUGGAAGAACGUUGGAAGGAGGCGGGCAACUCGUCCGGAUCGCUCUGGGACUAUCGGCAUUGACGGGCCGAGCAGUGACGGUAGAUCACGUCCGCGGCAACCGUGGAGGCAAGACGGGCCUCAAAGCGUCACAUGCGGCAGCAGUCAAAUUGCUGGCCGAGAUUAGUGGCAGCCAUGUCUCGGAUGGAAAUGUGGGAUCAAAGUGUUUGACAUUCACACCACCACAAGCUUGUGUGGAAGAGGACGAGCAAUCACCAGACGCGACUCGUCAGCCUCAAGAUAUACCGCUAGUAUCGUUGAAUACUCUGUCUGUCAAGCCAGAGUACAACAUUCGCUUGACAACUCCGGGGUCUGUCUUUCUCAUUUUCCAGGCACUGUACCCGUACUUGUUGCAUGUUGGAUUACGCGCGAUGACGGAGUGCAUCAGAGUGAACAUCGUCGGCGGCACGAACGGGACCAGUUCCCCUUCCUAUGACUAUGCUGCCCAGGUAAUGGCGCCGAAUUUUGUUCGACUGGGUCUUCCUUCGUUCUCGAUGACUUUGCAGAGUCGUGGCUGGACAUCUGGGGUCGUGGGAAUGGGUGAAGUGAGCUUCUUCAUUCGUCCUUUGCCAGAGCUCACAGAUGGCCUCGCGAGUGAGAAAUCGAAACAGUCCGUAGGAGUAGGAGCCGCAUGCGCAUCUCGCUUUCCACGGAUCAAAAUCAUGGACUAUGAAUGUGGGAAGAUCACUCGCAUUACCAUUACUGUCCUCGCACCCAAUGAUGCUCUUCAAAAAGCCAAAGAGAAUGGAAGCCCUUUUACAGUGGCCGAAUACGUUGAGCAAGAGACUCUUCGUAGGCUACGCAAGUCUUUGAAGACUCUCGAUCAGACAAUUCUCGCCGAGCCCUUAAAUGGAGAGCGUCAUAUACCCAUCGACAUGUCUCCGACGGAAUUCACAUCUCAUCCCAGCCGACUAUACAUUCUGCUCGUUGCCCAUACUUCCACGGGAUUUCGAAUUGGCCAUGAUGCCUUGUUCGGUGAUCACCGGGGACGUAAGCACACAAAGCAAAAAGUUGGCAAGCACCAAAAAUACAAGAAAGGACAGGGACCACCUCCUAAGAAGAAGGACUCGGAAGCACAUCUACAACGAGUCUCCGACAUGAUUGAUGAAUGCGUGCAGGGAUUCAUCGACGAAUUGUCCGAAACACAUGAUGAUACGCAGACUUACCAAAUAGAUGGAUCGACUGGAUCCACACCGGCCAAGCGGUCCUGCCUAGACUCUCAUAUGAGAGACCAAAUUGUGGUGUUUGAGGCUCUUGGGAAUCUUGGAGAUAAAGUGGGUAUUGCUAGAAGCGAGGUGGCUCAGCCCCCCGAGGCCGAGCGAUAUUGGACUCUGCAUACCAAGACGGCCCAGUGGGUGUGUCAGAAGAUGUUGCAGGACGUUGCCAAUAAUUCAACACGGACCCGGCAAUUUAAAGAAAGGCCCAAUUAUCUAUAGUGAUACAUGUGAUAAUAAAUGGGAGAGGAGUGACAAGCCACCCAAUCAGACUGCUUCAAUGACUUCCCGUAUUGUGAACCCUGCAAGCGAGCAAUAUAUCCGUUGUUCAUUUAAUCUAUCAACUACACAGAAUCCGGUCACAUCCUUCAAGUCACCAAUCAUCCAAUGCUGAUCACACAACUAAAUAAAAUCG